This is a messenger RNA of Vigna umbellata (rice bean), 2151 nucleotides long. NCBI's taxonomy places the organism in Eukaryota, Viridiplantae, Streptophyta, Magnoliopsida, Fabales, Fabaceae. The record is from RefSeq and is a predicted model, not a curated record.
UACAAGGUAUUUAUGCUUGAUGCAUCAACACUAAAAGUAGAACUACAAGUCUAAAAGAAGAUUCACAGACUGUAAUUCUCAAGGUAGCCCACAUUCCAAUAGCUAAUUUCUUUUUCAUAGCAGCAAGCUUUAUAAACAGACUCUUAUAGCAUUUGGAGGCCCAACAAUGUAUACAACUUUCUUUUUGCUUCACAGUAUAGACAGACUCGAUACACUAAGAUCUAUACCCCUCAUACAUCACUUUCAACACCGUUUUCUAGCAAGCCUGCAAGCAAAAAACAUGAUAAAGCUAGAACUGUAAUCAUAGAAUGAAUUUAAAAGCAGCUCCCAAUCACUAAGUGGCCCACAAUUAACCUCAUGCAGUAAAUACUCAGUAACACUGUACCAGUUUAAAAGCAGCACACACCUCUCUCUCUUUCUGGUACUGCUUUGCCUUAGUCCUACUCUCUCUCUCUCUCUCUCUCCGUUUUUGUGAAAAAUGAAGAACUUGCCAACAUGGAAAACCAUGGCAGUGACUGUGGUGUUGCUUCAAUUGAGCUUUUCCUUGGAGAUUUUCUGUCUCUCUAAUCAUGCAGAUAGAAUUGUUCGGCUUCCCGGGCAACCCAACACACGCUUCCAACAGUUCUCAGGAUAUGUUACAGUGGAUGAUCUCAAACACAAAGCUCUCUUUUACUAUUUUGUUGAAUCAGAAACUCAUCCAUCUUCAAAGCCUCUUGUUCUCUGGCUCAAUGGAGGACCUGGCUGUUCUUCUCUUGGAGUGGGUGCAUUCUCUGAAAAUGGACCUUUUAGACCAAAUGGGGAAGUUCUGAUUAAAAACGAGUACAGUUGGAACAGAGAGACAAACAUUUUGUAUUUGGAGACACCAGUUGGAGUGGGGUUCUCUUAUGCUAAAGGUGGCUCUUCCUAUGAGACUCUGAAUGAUGAGACAACAGCCAGGGACAAUCUUGUAUUCUUGCAACGCUGGUUCAACAAGUUCCCUCAAUUCAGGCACAGAGAUCUGUUUCUAGCAGGUGAAAGCUAUGCAGGGCAUUAUGUUCCACAACUUGCAAAGCUCAUGAUUGAAAUAAACGAAAAGGAGAAGUUAUUCAAUCUGAAAGGCAUCGCCUUGGGUAACCCAGUUCUAGAAUAUGCCACUGACUUGAAUUCAAGGGCCGAGUUCUUCUGGUCUCACGGUUUGAUAUCUGAUUCAACGUACAAAUUGUUCACUACAGGCUGUAACUAUUCCCGGUACGUCAGUGAAUACUACAGAGACUCGAUUUCUCCGCUUUGUUCAAAAGUUUUGAGGCAAGUAGCCAGAGAAACCAGUAAGUUUGUGGACAAAUAUGAUGUCACCCUUGAUGUUUGCAUUUCAUCAGUGCUUUCACAAUCCAAAGCUAUUUGUCCUCAAGGCCAAAACUUGAUGCCUCUUGCCAAACAGAAAACAAAUGAGAGCAUAGAUGUAUGUGUAGAUGACAAAGUUACUAAUUACUUGAACCGAAAAGAUGUACAAGAGGCGCUCCAUGCCAAGCUUGUCGGAGUCCGAAAAUGGGAUGUCUGCAGCAACAUUUUGAACUAUGAUAUGCUCAACCUGGAGAAACCUACACUCCCUGUUGUUGGAUCACUCAUAAAAUCUGGAGUUCGGGUCUUAAUUUACAGUGGAGAUCAAGAUUCAGUAAUUCCACUGACUGGAAGCCGCACCUUAGUUCAAAAGCUGGCUAGACAACUAGGACUGAAUACAACAGUCCCCUACAGAGUAUGGUUUGAAGGCCAACAGGUUGGUGGAUGGACUCAAGUUUAUGGCAGUAUCCUCUCAUUUGCUACUGUCAGAGGUGCCUCUCAUGAAGCCCCUUUCUCUCAGCCUGAAAGAUCAUUUGUUUUGUUCAAGUCAUUCUUGGAAGAUAGGCCUCUGCCUGAAAUUUUCUGACAAGACUUAGUUUUUUCUCUAAUCUAGUUGAGGGAUUGUAAGUAAGCUUCAAUUUGUACUAUAUAACUAUUAAAUUUACUUUAAUUUCAAAAGAAAAAUUUAAGGGGAGAGGAGAAAUAUGAGUCACAUGUGAAUUUACUUCCAUGAUGGGGUGCUUGUUUGUUCAUUGGACUGUCAAAUGUAAAGUGGAUCCUUGGCUUAGAGAACUUCUGUAAAAAUGUAGCCAGAGAAUGCAAAAUGUUGUUUUU